Sinocyclocheilus grahami is the source of this 4458-nucleotide messenger RNA. It is a transcript of the gene prr33, whose product is annotated as proline rich 33. Lineage: Eukaryota; Metazoa; Chordata; Actinopteri; Cypriniformes; Cyprinidae. The transcript is spliced from 3 exons. Bases 254 to 3244 code for a protein of 996 amino acids. The record is from RefSeq and is a predicted model, not a curated record.
CACCGUCACCACUCUCCAUGCAUUCUGAGUAACAGACUCAGGGUUUUAUUUUUGGACUGCUAUGGAGCCUGUGCCUUCCAUUUGAAGGUAGGGGGAAUAGUUGAACUCAACAUGAGUCUCCCGUUCUGACAGUCCAAGCUGGGACAAGCAGGCAGCCGCCAGACACCCCUGAACAGCAGACAAACAGGGGAUCUCGUCUGAAGUGUCUUCACCUGUCUUCAGUUACAGUCAUCUCUUGGGGGCUGAAGAUUUAAUGGCGGUCAAUAUUGGCAAUGCUACCCAGGCAGGCCUGCUUUCCCAGCAGUACCCCCCACCUUUGUUUCCCAAACCUGGGAAAGAAAAUGUCCGGCUCCAGAAACUACUCAAGAAGACAGCAAAGAAAAAAGCUGCAGCCCAGGCCUCACAACCGUCAGUCCCCUACCGCUCAAGCCUCUCUCCAGUAAAUGAAGCGAGCCCUGACCUGGAGCACAGUGAUCACUCAACUCCUCCUAAGACUCCAGAGACACCUUACUACAUUGGCACGGUACACCCACGCUUCAACGUCCGACCACUGUAUCAGCAUGUGUCGUCUCCUUAUCCUCAUCACAGAGGAUUCACUUACGGCAAGACGGCAAGGUUUUCACCACAACCAUAUGUGGCUCCCCAACGCCGGUCUCCAGCAUUUCAAUACACAGCCUCACCAGUACCAGGACUUGACACGCAUGAACCUGUUCCAGUCACUAUUCUACAAACUUCACAAAGAGUGGAAGUCAGCUCAAAUCUUACCACUCAUGUAACCUCUAAAUCUCCAAGCCCUCAGCCAGCCACUUUGAAUGUUUCUAGAACAUCAAAACCAUUGUUUGAAGUUCCUCAAAUCACCAUUUACACAGCAAAGACAGUAGGUGUGAGAACACCUCAUGCAUCACCAACAAGGAGUAAAACGCCUACUGCAGAGUUAUUGAGAGGCCCAACGCCAACAUUUGAGGUUAGAAGGAUAGUGACACCAACAUCUGAAAUAAGAAGAGACAGAACACCAACCAGAGAGAUCAGAAGGGUUACAACACCAACAUUUGAAGUCAAGAGGAUUACAACCCCAACUUCAGAAAUUAAGAAAAGCCAAACUCCAACUUCUGAAGUCAAGAAAGAGACAAUUCCAUCUUCUGAAAUUAAAAGGUUCAGAACUCCUGCUUCAGAGACUAAACAAAAUGCAACACUGACACCUGAGACAAAAUGGGGUACAACUCCAACGCUUGAGGCAAAGGGGGCUACAACACCAACAAGAGUAAAGACACCAACAUUUGACUUUAUUUCAACAAAAACACCUUCAGGGCGUCCCAAGACACCUUCAGGUAAUGCGUCACAUGUUAGAGUACCUGUGAUUGAGAUUUCAAGACCAAAUCCACUUUUAUUUGCUGUGUCUCCUGUGCACAUGGAGGGCAGAAGAUCCAAAACGCCAACCUCAAGUUUGACUGGUCCACACAAUGAAAUGCAUAAAAUAUCAAAUCAAGUGAAUGACACCAGUCAUUCAGAAAUAUUACAAAAUGGGGACAUAGGUGUCAAAUCAACUGAACCCUUACAAGAAAAGCUGGAUAAGGCCACAGAAAACCUGUCAAAACUUGAGUCAUCAAAGCCAAAGUCCCAAAUACAGAAAAGCCCAAAUGAGCAGCCAAAGCCUAAAACCCCAACAACACCCAAGACUAAACAUGCACAGCCUGCUUUAUCCUCAGUUGGGCAUCAAAAAACGUUAUCUAGAGUCCCUCCAUUUGCAGGUCAAAGACCCAAAACACCAACAGCACCUAAAUCCAAACCAACAUAUUAUGGAUUGACUCCCUCUGAAUAUGUUGCCCAUGGAGGAAUAAAGAGUUACACACCCAGUUUUAGCAUUUCUACAUCAACUGCACUACCAAGUGCAGAGGCAACUCACCUUUCAAAACAGGAACAAAUAGUACCUCAACCUGAUGUAAAUGUGACCAUGACGAAUGACAAGUCUGAGGUAAAGCCUAAAGAACAAGUUGAAGUCCUGCCACCUCAGGCUGGUGUUGUUAAAGAGGAAACCGCUGUGGUGGCUCCACCUCCAGAGGUUUCAAAGUUAGCCUCUAUGCUACAAGCAAACUCUGUAAGGGACAUUCCCAAGUCAACUGUGCCAGAAUUAAAAGCAAAAAUUCCUGACGUUAAAAUUCCAACUAUUGUGGUAUCUGUAGCUGACACACCACCAUCAGAAGCAAAAGCAGAGCCAAUAAGUACUGUGACACCAAGAGUCAGAACUCCAACCUAUGGAUCUCCUAGACUUUCCCAAAAGACACCAACCCCUCCAACUGUGAAGGUAACGCCGAAAUCUGCUAGUAAGGCUGUGCUAUUAUCUGACCAAGAUGUGGGAAAGCCAGCUCUUCCAAAGGUGUCAGAAGGUAAAGUUAAUGCCGAAACAACCAAAGUAACAGAGAAGCCAACAGAGGCAAAAAUGUCUUUGUUAGAGAGAAUUAAGAAGCAGAAGCUUGAAGCUGCUUCUUCUGAAAAAACUCCUGAAAAAGGAGAGGUUAAAGAUGUGGUUAAGCCACUGGCUAAACCAAAAGACCAAGAGAAACUUGAAACAAAGGAUACCGAACCUGAACAGGUUGACAGAGUGGAGACAAAAGCUAGCCCACAACAGGAGAUCAGGUCUGCAGUGGAAAAGGAAGAGGGUGAGAAAGACUCCUCCCUAACUGCAGAGCCUCUCUUGAAGGUGAUGCAGAAACCAAAAGGCAUGAAGUCAAAACUCAGUGGCUGGUCUCGCCUUAAGAAACAUAUGGUGGUUGAAGCAGAGGAGCCCAAGUUUCCAGAGGAAGAGCCUGUGUCAAAGAAAGAUGUCCCUGCCAGCGCUGAUCAAAAUGUAAGUGAAAUGCGAAAUAUAACUGAAGCCGAAGCUAAGCCUACUGACAGCCAGGACAGUAGAGACUCCCCAAGGGCAGCAAAAAUGUGGGAUGCUGUCCUCUUCCAAAUGUUCUCCACCAAAGAGAAUAUAAUGCAACAAAUUGAAGCCAAUAAAACCGAGGAGCAAAAGAAGAUGGAGGCAGAACAGAAGAUGCCAAAAGAGAUUCCCACGUUUGCGCAUCGUUUGCCAGUUCUCCUGUACAGCCCGCGGUUUGAUGCCAGACGACUAAGAGAGGCAGCUUCGCGACCAGCAACAAAGAUUGCAACAGUUUUUGAAAUGGGACUCAUAGGCCGCAAACAUAAAGACGAAGAACCAAAAGACUUUAACAGAACAGCCAGAGGCUUCAGUACUUCUUAAACCACUGAUGUCUAACUGGAUAACAUAUAAAUAGUGGGCAAGGAUGGUUGAGUUCUGUUUAUUAUCCAGUCCAAUUCUUUACAUAUGCUUUUAUAACCGGUCAAUUGGCAAGUAAACUAAAAAAUGACUAUCUCAAAUGCACAGUAACUUAUUUGCAGUAGGUAAUUGCCCACUUGUCAACUGGCAUUAGCCAUUUAAGCGAAUUAGAAUAUUGAAUAUAGAGAAAUCAUAUAGUUUUGAAGCUUUUAAAUUAAAGAGUUUAUUGCUUAAUACUUUCAAAGCUCAUCUCGGCAUUUUUUAUGAGCAUGUUAAAUAUGGUAAUAAUUUUGAUAAUACUUACAUCCCUGAACACCUUCAUCAAAAAAUAAUAAUAAUUUAAAUUUAAUAAUACAGAAAUAUAACUAUAGACAAAAUCUAAGCAAAAUCAAGAGAGUGUUUUGGGGUAUGAACAUGUAAAAUAUAAUGCAGGUUUUAGGUAUCGAAAAUGUUUAGUUACCCUAUAGUAUACUAACAUUACAAUAAAAUACACCACACCUUUUUCUCAGCAAUAUUUUUCUACAGCCAGUAUUCUAUGGUGCUUAAUUGGGCGUAACAAGUCUUUGUGAGGAUAAAAUAUAUAUAUAUACACAAGUUAACAUGGUGUUAAGGGACACAUUGCUAUUGUAUGUUUUUUAAGGUGUAGGGACAAUUGAGAGUUGAGUUUUAGGUGGUUGGGCAAGUAGAACCAAUUAACUGCGGAAGAAAGAAUUAAGAGGUAGUAUAAGAAAGAGAUGUAUACAGUAAGUAUGCUAAGUUUUGGAAAUUUGUUCGAAGCCUUAUUAGUACAGAAAGCAUGGCAUGGCGCACUUUGCUUGGUGCUUAGCGUUGACAAAGAGCUUUCACUGGUGGAGCCUCAAAGGGGCUAACCAAACCUUUAAUAUAAAUGCUCUCGUUGCUUCAAUAUGAUUAAAUGAAUAACAGUGAAUGCUGAUUGUCAACUCCAACUCAUGCAUGUUCUUAUUUCAGGCUUAGGUAAUGUUAAGUUUGUAGGCUUGGCCUUUUUUGCAUGUUUGUCUUUUGUUGCAGAAACCGUCAGACUGAGAAUAUUUUCUCUUUACUGAUGCUGAUGUGUAUAAUGCUUUGCAUUCUAAGGUGCACUGUACUAGAUUUAAUGUUAUUUUUUAUUUUUUUAAAUAAAAUACCUGUUUUGAGAGAGGAUAUUUGGUAUGACUACU